Molecule: messenger RNA, 1255 nt
Organism: Calypte anna (Anna's hummingbird)
Lineage: Eukaryota; Metazoa; Chordata; Aves; Apodiformes; Trochilidae
Gene: NOL12
Product: nucleolar protein 12
Exons: 6
Coding region: 34-684 (216 amino acids)
Cellular component (GO): nucleolus
Molecular function (GO): RNA binding
Source: RefSeq, a predicted model, not a curated record
GCAGCAGCAGCAGCGUGGUACUGGGAUACCGCCAUGGGCCGCAAAAAGAAGAAGAAGGGUCUAGGGGGCCGUGAGGGGCGGCUGGUGGUGACUUUCGACGAGGAGAAGCGGAGGGAGUACCUGACCGGAUUCCACAAGCGGAAGGUGGAGCGGAGGAAGGUGGCGUUAGAGGAGAUCAAGCGGAAGCUGAAGGAGGAGCAGAGGAAGAUGAAGGAGGAGCGGCACCAGGAGUACCUGAAGAUGCUGAGAGAGAGGGAGGAGGCGCUCGAUGAGGCUGAUGAACUGGAGCACUUGGUGACAUCACGGACAGAGUCUGUGAACAUCGACCACCCAAACCACAUUGUAACAGUGACCACCAUCAGUGACUUGGACCUCUCAGGAGCACGCCAGCUGGGUCUGACCACUCCUGUGGGAAAUAAUGAUGGAUCAGAAGAAGAGAAAGGAGAAGAGGUGGUGAACAAGCCUGCGAGAGCAAUGCCCAAGAAGUCCAGAAACCCUUUCCUGUCUGAAAAGAUAUCUUCUCUUACUGCCACGCUGCACAUGCACAGCAAGAAAAGGACGAAAGGAAAGCGACCCCAACGUGGGCAGGGCCCACGCAAGAAAAUCCAGAAAUCCAGCACGGGCCGAACCACUAAGACUCAGCGACGGAGGCUCACAGGCAAAAUGGGCCGUGACCAAGAUUAAUGGAGCAGCCAGUGCACAGACCAGUGGCUGGGACAGCACUCAACAUCUGGCCUGCUGCUCUUUUCUGGAGCCCUUCGUUGUGGGCAGGGACUUUGUUUACUUGGCUUUCUGACCAGCAGUGAGCCCAGCUCAGCCUUUUCCUCACCUCCCGAGUGCCAGCCAGAAUCACCAGAUGCUCUUCCCAUUUUUUUCUGCAGUGAUCUCCAGCAAAGUGUCCGGGUGCCAGGGAUUCUCUAAAAACUUCUGCUGGGGGUCAGGUUCUAUGUUUGCCAUAACACAUCUGUCCUUGGGCCUCCCCAUCCUGAAGUGAUACUUGGCUUUAUCAAAGGAAUAGGAUCUGGGGCUGAGUGCAGUAGGCACACUGCCAGGGCAGUUUAUGCAACUAUGAAGAGCUCUGCAUCAGUGCCCUGGCAUUUCUGCUGCACAGUAAAUCCUUUUUCCAUGGAGACAUGGUGUCGUAUUGUCUCAUGUGUUCCUUCUCCAGUGCCACACCUGAGUGCAGGGGUACUUUGUGUUUGGUACCUGUGCCAGGUAAUAUUUGGUAAUUUUGUGAAUAAAUCUGUAUGAAGUC